Messenger RNA from Stylonychia lemnae, 768 nucleotides. The record is from the annotation of a GenBank genome assembly. NCBI's taxonomy places the organism in Eukaryota, Ciliophora, Spirotrichea, Sporadotrichida, Oxytrichidae.
AUGGGUUUAACUAACGUAGGCAUGUGUAUUGAUAAAAACUUCAGCCUCUAGUUGUAUGGAUCAUUCCAAACAUAAGAAGUUGGGUUUUUGUAUGCUGAUGUUGUACGAUGCUAAUAAAAUAUAUUAAAUCAGUUAUUUCCAGGUUAAAAUAAAAAAUGUAAAAGCUAGCAAGAAAUUGAUAAAGUAGUUGAUUUGGCAAAUGUACUAAUGGUAUUUUUACAAUAGAGAUUUGAUGAAAAUAAUUUUGAAGUACCGAUCCAAGACUAAAUAGACACUCGCAGAAUCUCAAUAAUGAGUGAUACUACACUUUAAAUGGCAUUUUAAGUUUAAUAAAAUACUGUCUAUGCUCAAGAUAAUUGGUUGUCAAAUGGAUUAUAAUAAGACUCAUAUGUAUUUAAUGAAGUUAGCAUCUUUAGUUAAUAUAGUAAAAGGAUAAAAAAUUCUACAACUGACCCUUAUCUAAGAUUACAGUUUAUUCAAGAUGAGUCUAAGUAGACUAUCAAUAGAUAAGCUUACACCUUAUUUGAUGCUUUUACUUAUACAGGUGGAUUAAUGAGCAUUAUUUAUGCUUUCGCUUAAUUUUUGACUCGAGGAAUAUAAAAGUAACUGUAUUAUCAAAGUUUAAUCAAAAGACUUUAUCUUUAACCAAAUAUUGAAAAUCUUUAAGCAUCAGAUAAACAUGAAUUAGUGUAGGAACAAAAGAUUAUGCCACAAAAAAUGUAGUAAAAAAACAAUGAGACUUAAAAGAUAAAUAACUUAGAGACUUGA